CAUAACCGGAACGAUUUCUUUAGAUUUCUCAUGAAUAUAGGAGCACCCCGACUUCGGCUCCAGCUGCCUGCCACCACAAGCGGAGAUUAUCAUAUCCAGCACUUCAGUCAUCAUGGCAGUGACAGCAGGUAGGAAGAAUAACUAUCAACAGCUAUUGCAUGUCAGUCCUGCAACUAGUGAAUACCAGUAUUGCGGGGAACAGCACUUCCUUGAAGUCUUUGACAGUGAAUAUCAUGCCUUUGAGAAAGACACGACUGGCCGUAGAAGCCAGUUCUUUAUCAUGUCUAACGUGGGCGAGAAAACAUUUUCAGAGACUUUCUCAAGCCCUGAUCCGCAAAAGAGGAUUUUCAGUAACUCUUCCUUCGAAUACAUUCCAGACCACAGUCUACUUCUCGUGAAGAUGAGGACUGCAGUCCAUGAGCAAGCACAUGAGGGCCUCAAUACUCUGAUUGUCGGCAAAUUCACACUCAUGAAUGGGUUGGGCUUACAGCUGCAACAGAUGGGACAAGUCUCGAUUACAUCGAACGGGCGCACGAAAGCAGCUGAUAAGACGUACCGCCCCAAGGAUCUCCCGCAAGGCCGCUCUCCCCUCUGGCCCACGGUGAUUAUCGAAGCCGGAUACUCUGAAGAGAAAGUGAAGCUUGCGGAUGACGCUCGCUGGUGGCUGUUGGAAGCAGAUGGUGACCUGAAGACAGCUCUCACCAUUUCUAUUCAUACAAAAAGAAAAGAGAGCACCGUUGAAAAGUGGGAAUUAAUCCCACGGCCAACACGGCAGGACAAGAAUAAGAAAGUUGCGGAAGUGACUGGGCAUAUUGUUAUGUCCCAGAAAGAAGAUGACCCCAUCGACGUGACAGGCCAUCCCCUAACGCUUCCUUUCGAACACUUCUUCCUUCGUCCCGCUAACCCUGGCGAAGGGGAUAUUAUCCUGGAUAAGUCGGAGAUGGAAAUCAUCGCGGAACUGGUCUGGAAUGUACAUCCCAAGGUUUGAGAUAUCUGGGCUGGCACUCUGAAUAUUGCUACUUCUUGACUCAAAAUAACAUGUUUUAAUCUCUAGACAAUUCGAUAACCGCUAUAUCCUCGUCUAAAUAUUUUAACAGACCUAGGGGCCACUCGGGACCUCUAAGGAGUUCCCCUUUUUGGUCUAGUCGUGCAGUCGACUUCCGUCAUACUUCAUAUACGCUGCAUCCAAAUCUAUCUCCAGAAUUAUCGAAAUCAUUUUUUGCGAUCGCCUCGGUCGCCUCGACGACCAAAAUGCCAAUAGGCAUUUGAACUGGUUCCCUGAGAUGCCAAUCUUAAUAGAAAGCAGCUCAUUGGGGGAAAGAAAAAUACAAGAAAGGUUGAUCGGUGCCUUUCCCAGAGCAAAAGCUUAAGACAGAAUUAGA
This is a messenger RNA of Paecilomyces variotii, 1382 nucleotides long. RefSeq lists its product as hypothetical. Bases 113 to 988 code for a protein of 291 amino acids. The transcript has a single exon. The record is from RefSeq and is a predicted model, not a curated record. Lineage: Eukaryota; Fungi; Ascomycota; Eurotiomycetes; Eurotiales; Thermoascaceae.